Brienomyrus brachyistius is the source of this 4744-nucleotide messenger RNA. RefSeq names its product zinc finger DHHC-type palmitoyltransferase 21 (gene zdhhc21). Bases 648 to 1445 code for a protein of 265 amino acids. Gene Ontology annotation, molecular function: protein-cysteine S-palmitoyltransferase activity. Lineage: Eukaryota; Metazoa; Chordata; Actinopteri; Osteoglossiformes; Mormyridae. Gene Ontology annotation, biological process: peptidyl-L-cysteine S-palmitoylation; protein targeting to membrane. The transcript is spliced from 9 exons. The record is from RefSeq and is a predicted model, not a curated record. Gene Ontology annotation, cellular component: endoplasmic reticulum; Golgi apparatus.
AACUAGUCCGUUUUGGCGGCCAUGUUGGUAGGGUCGCUCUGUAGAAUUUAGUGUAAUUAUAGUAACGUACGUUGGUUUAUAUCACAUUUAUAUAAUCUAAAACUUGGUUGUGGUGUAAGGUAGGUGCGUGUGAUUAUGUUUAGUGCCCGCUAUUUUUUAUGUUUUGUCUAAAUCUCUUUCAUUUUUAACUUUUUGGCCUUUUCAUUGCCUGUUUUGCAGUUCCUUAUGUAACAUUAGUUAUAUUUAAUGCGCGUUGGUUUUAAAAUGAGCUGUAAACCUUCAACGUGGUCAGAUUUAAGUUUCCUUCUUAACCAUAUCGACACCUGCUGCAUUGUUUGGCGGGGGUGGCAGGUGAUGUAGCGGUGAAGAUGGACUUGUUACUCGAUAGCUGCGGAUCCAAAACCCGGGAGCUCCCACUAGAUCACACCUGAGCAAGGGCGUCAAACGCCUAUUACUUCCGUGAAAAAGAUUCCCUGCCUGAAACGGCAAAGUUUGGGAAGGGCGCCGUCCGAGCCGGAUGGGCUGCGCUCCACUUCCCGAGCUGUGAUUUUUGUCCGUGAUACGGGGCCGUUCCCGGAGCUGCCCGGCGGGUCGCCCAGCGGAGACACGACGCCCGGACUGCGGUCGGGGGUGAUCCGGGCUCCAGCAUGAAGCCACGGCUGCACUUCGUGGUGGAUCCCAUGGGCUGGCUCUGCGUCAGCCUCGUCUUCCUCAUCUGGCUCUACAACUCCUUCUUCAUCCCUCGGCUGGUGCUACUGCCCCACUUGUACGAGGGGCACAUCCCCUGGACCGUGGUCGUAGGCUACUAUGUGGCUUCGCUGCUCUGUGUCUCCGCCCUGUUCAGGGCUUCCACUGCGGAUCCUGGCCGACUUCCCCAGAACCCUCACAUCCCCCAUUCCGAGCGCGAACAGUGGGAGCUGUGUAACAAGUGCAACCUGAUGCGGCCGAAGAGGUCCCACCACUGCAGCCGGUGUGGACACUGCGUGCGCAGGAUGGACCACCACUGUCCCUGGAUCAACAACUGCGUGGGGGAGGACAACCACUGGCUCUUCCUGCAGCUCUGCUUCUACACGCAGGUGCUCAGCCUGUUCACCUUGGUGCUGGACUUCUGCCAGUAUUACUACUUUCAGCCCCUCAGCAGGGUGGACCCGGAGCAGUUCACCUCCCGCCACGAGCUGGCGCUACUACGCAUCUCCACGUUCAUGGGUCUGCUGAUGCUGGGGGGCAUGAGUAGCCUCUUCUACACCCAGAUCACAGGCAUCCUUGCUGACACAACCACCAUUGAGAAAAUGUCCCAAUUCCUGGACCAAAUGAAGACGCCCAGGAGACCGUGGCAGCAGACAUUCGCCGAAGUGUUUGGCACCCGCUGGAAGAUCCUGUGGCUUCUGCCCUUUCGGAGAAGACAGCCUCUGCAGGCCAGCCACCACUACCCCAGCCACGUGUAGACAGAUGGGGGGGCCAGCUAACCCCCCCCCCCCAGCCUACCCUCCAGCAACCCCCCUGCUGGCUGCCAUCUUGCCUGGCUCUCUGCAGGAUCGGGCACACUCUCCGCCGCCAUCACUCCGCCCUGCGCACAUUUCUUUAUUUAUACGCAAGAUAAAAAUGGCUGCCUCUCUAUGCCGCUGUGCUGGACAGCAGCUACAGUGGGGCCUUGCUGACUGUGCGUUUGGGGCGUCUCAUCCAACCAGAAGGAACGUGUCUAAGCACAGUCUCUCUCUCUCUCUCUCUCUUUUUUGUGCUCAUACCAUAUUGUACCUUCCCACUGUUUUCCGGUAUUUUCCUUUGCACUGAUUUUGUCCUGAGGAGCUUGGGGAUUUUGCGCAUGUUUGGGUACGCAUGUCACCUGCUUUAUCUAAUCGGUUAUAAAGCGGUGCAGUGGCCCUGGGUUGUAUCAUUGAAGUACAGUAGGGGCCGCAUGGGUUAGCCUUAGCAUUUACUUACCCAAAAAUAGGAUUACACUCCUGUUUAUGCACAGAUAAGCAUCACACUAAGCUGUUUUCCCGGCGGUUGGACAGGGUAUGGAUUUAUUUUGUUGCUGAUUUUCACUGAUCGAUGUAAACAGUUUUGUCUUUUAUCUUCUUGAGUCUUAUUGCAAAACACACUUUGUCAUCAUCACCUUUUAUGUCAGUCACAUUCUUAUUCAGGAAAAGAUUUUUUAAUUUUAUUUCUCUUUUUAAAUGUUUACACUCCACUCUACCAGAUAACACGUGAAUGUUAGGACAGAGCAUUCCCGAGCUUGAUCUCUGGCUGUUAUCUGAUGGAGCUUUCAGGGAAGGUUUUAUGGUACUGUAUUUGUACGCAGGGGUAUGUUUUGAUCCUUGAGUGUGUGUGCGUGCGUAUCCUUGCGUGCACAGUUAGCCACUGACAUGCACGCAAGCAUGAUGAUUAAUAUUUUCCCGUCGUUCGUAGUGACCCUUAAUUUGAAUGUUAAUGUUUGUUUUCGUGACGUCUUUCCAUACGGGUGAAUCGGCUUUUUGCCGUUAAGAAACGGUGGAGGUGUGUGGAUCUGCGCGAUCUGUGAGUUCUCCGAGAGGAGCUCACUGGCGGUCAUGGUGUCAACGAGAAAAGUAGGACCAGUAAGCAUUUUGAGAAGGGUGGGCAUUAACUCCUUUAUUGACAUUGUAUGUUGAUUAUAAUCACUCAAUAGUCUUAAGUGCCUCUAGAACUUUUUUUUUUACCUCUUGUUUGUUUUGGUGGUGCACGUUAACCCAUUGAUCACUAUACCAAAGACUGUAAUAUCUGUAUUUGAUGCGAGCAGUUAACUGGUAGAACUAGUAGUGGUGUAAAAACAUUUCGGCCGCAGUGUUACUGCCUUUCCUGAACUUUCAAAUCAUCAUGACAUCUUACCUAUAUGUCAUAUCUACAUUCUUCUGUUGCUAUAGCAAAAUUUAUUGAUAUACUUUUAGGUUUUGAUUCAAUUUCUUUUCCCCGUUUUCUUUUUAUCCUUAAAAAUGUUAGGAGAGACAUAAAACCAGCACACUGCAUUUCAUAUUCCUGCCCUCCAUAUUUAUAUCCUAACGCUGUGUCUUAAUGGAGUAGAUAUUGCAUCAGUUUAGGUCUGUAAAAAAAACCCCCCCCUCAGCUGUAUCUAGUCAGAUGUAGCCUUAUCUAGCGCCACUUGCAGAGAAUCGGUAAAAUGGCACUUUACUCUCCACCGCCGUACACACAGAGAAAGGAAUCCAAUAUUCCUGACUUUCGACUCUAAAGUGAUACAUGGAAGUUGCUAAUAUAUGAGGUGUAUUUCAAAAAUGUUUUUUUCUGCCGUUAUUUUAAGAAUAUUAUUGGUUUGCACUGUACCAGUUUGUGUCUUUGUAAGUAUGGAACACUGAAGAAUGCGCAACUCGAAACUUGUAAAAAUUCCUUAGAGAGAUGGGAACACACAGUGUAAAGUUGCUCUAUGUGGUCUUAUCUGUAUCCUUAACUACCAAGUGUGUUAUUUGAUCACUUUUAUUUUUACAACAUAUAUUUCUACAUGCAUUGAAAAAUGCAUCCUGUAGGUUGUAUUUGUGAAACGUCACCAUGAAGCAUAUUGUAAUGUUUGUCUCAGAUAUGUUUGCUUUAGGUAUAAACGCUUGCCGUUCCCGAUCGUUUUAAAAUGCUCCUUAAGAUUGCUGGACCCGAAUUAUAUGUAGUGCGUCCCUCCUGUGAUUCACGUAUAUCUAAACACUGCUACCUAUGCUGGGUACGACUUUGUGGUGGAGGAGUUGAAAAAGGGGGACGUCGAAAAAGUUUUGACCUCGAGCAGAUAAAUCUCAUCACCCAAAGACUGGAUUUGUUGGAUCGCAGUGAACAUUUCCGUGAAGGGCACCCAUUAGCCUCGCUCUUUCCCAUGAAAUCUUGAAACGCUCAUGUCAAAGAUUUCAAGCGCUUUCUGCUUUACUGUGCAAAUGCAUUGUUUGAAUGCUAACUGUCGUACAGGCGAAAUUUAGUAACUGUAAUAUCACCACAGACUUCAGUUAUUAUAGACACCUAUUAGACACUUAUAGCAAAUAGUUUUUUUAUAUACAAAAGGUAAAAUGGUAAGAUGGGGAACGGUUUUAUAUACACACACACACAGACACGCACACACACAGACAGACACACACGUAAAUAAUUAGUUGAAAAGCAAUAAUGUUUUGCUUCCUCGUUAGAAACACCAAAACUGCCUUCCCCACUGCCUAGAAUCCAACAGGCUAAGACACCGUUAUGGCUCUCAUGCAGGUCCCACAUAUCUGUGUCCUGCAGCCGUAAAACUGAACUCUGACUCUUGGCUGAGAGCUGCAUCAUGAACUGCUGUCAUAAGGAAAACCAAGUAGUGAAGGACACUUGUGGUCCCUGUCUUCCCUUUGCGGUCAGCAACAAUGAGUAGAGAGCCGCAGAGAGCUUUAAAGCAGGGAUUGGCUGGAGCUGGCGUGCUUUUCGUUUGAUUGGACAGGGUCACACUUAGGCCUGCCCAGAGGGUGUGACUUUGCUGUAUUCUGAAAAACACUUAUUCUGGCUGUGUUUUACUGUCACAUUCUCACAUACCACUAACUUGCUGUUCAUUACACUCCACACACUGUAUUAAACGUCUCUCGACAAAUUCAGGUGUCAUACUAAAUGUCAUUUUCGGUGAGUUUUCGUUUGAUUUUGAUGUUUCAGGUUUUUGAAUUUAUUUUUUUUUGCAGGGUACUUAAUUUUUUUAUGUUGUAAUUAUGAGCACAUCCACUAAAAAAUGUAACUUAUUAUGUUUUUAUAUAUCAAAUAAAUGGUUUGUUAGCACCAA